Messenger RNA from Trichophyton rubrum CBS 118892, 732 nucleotides. RefSeq lists its product as uncharacterized. The transcript is spliced from 2 exons. NCBI's taxonomy places the organism in Eukaryota, Fungi, Ascomycota, Eurotiomycetes, Onygenales, Arthrodermataceae. Bases 1 to 732 code for a protein of 243 amino acids. Gene Ontology annotation, molecular function: acyltransferase activity, transferring groups other than amino-acyl groups. The record is from RefSeq and is a predicted model, not a curated record.
AUGGUUCGUUUGGUUAUUACCCGAGUCACUGAUGCAGACUGGGACCAACUCGUUGAGGUCCAAUUCAAAGCCUUUGCGUCCGAGCAAUUCUGCCAAUUCGUCAAUGGAAAAGAUACCCCUCUAAAUCGAGAGCGGUGUAAAAAGAAAUACACUUGCCAUGAGCCAGAAUUCUGGGGUGGUGCUCUGUGGCUGAAGGUCAUUGAUGCAGAUGAGGUCCCGAGCAGCCACGCAAAAAGCAACGGAAAUGGGAGUGUAAAUGGGAACGGCAACGGAAUCGGAAACAGCCCGACAAUUCUGGGAGCUGCGCUUUACAGGCUCAAUCCGAACUACUCUGCUGAAGACUUAAAGCGAACUGACCUGGAGCCGGAAAGCUUCAAAUGGCUGGAUGACCCGGAAGAACGACGGAUUGCAGUUACGGUUAUCCAUGAUGUGAUGGAUAGAAAAAUGAGGUUUAUUAAAGAGCCACACAUUCAACUCUCGAUUCUCUUCGUUUCACCAGAACACCAGCACAAAGGGAUUGGUGGCUCUCUGGUAAACUGGGGAAUCCAGCUAUCCAAGCAAAUGAUGCUCCCCCUUUGGGUUGAAUCCUCAACUGCGGCUUAUAGUCUGUAUAAACGUCACGGAUUCAAGGAACAAAUCCGCUCGAAAGUCAUAAUAGGGUCUUGGGAUAUCGAAUACUCAAUUUUGAAAUGGGAGCCUGAACAAAAGCAUCAGCCGGUGAAAAGUAAAUAA